AUGCCCAAGUCGAAGCGCACAAAAGUUAUUCGGUUCCCAGAUGAAGCACAGGAAGGAGAGAGGCAGCCGAAUACCCCCGCUGGCCUGCAUCACACUACACCCAAGUCGAAGCAUAGAAAGCCCGCUGUUCAAGAGGAGGAGACGAUAAUCCACCCGCAGUCCGUCAGCGCAGAUGAUGAUGCUCUCGAUUUUUGUUUCAAGAACUUGCUGGAAAGCAUUGCAGAUAUUGGCAUUGCCGCACGUUCGGGGCUUACAGAUCAUCCCUGCAGUUUCGUCGUCUACGCACAUGAGAAUGCGGAUAUCGGAGAGGCCAAUUCACAAUACGUCACAGAAAUCAUCGAGUGGUUGAAGAAAAUACGAGCCCCGAUUGUCUCGGACAGGUCCCCGCUUCUCCUCUGGGGGACUGAAAAUGAUACCAAUCCUGCCGUUCACGACAUUUUAUCCAGCCAGAUACGUCUGCUACCGGCUUAUAAAAGUUCCGACAAGGUGGAGAAGGUGAUUCUGUGCGUGUCACAGGUACUCAGAAAGUAUUGUCAGGAUACAUUCGCGCUCGGCUACAUGACGCAAAUUCGGGAGUUGUACGACACACACAAGCAGAACAUGCAGAAGUUUGAAACGGAGAUCCGAGAAUUUGUGAAAGCUCAGCUCAAGGCGAACGGAUUCCAUCAUGUACUCACAGAAAUCGCUUUCCUCGACAUCCGACGUCGUCAUCAUAACAAUGGUGGCGACGGAAUCAUUUCUAUCACACUUGAUGGAGGUGAUUUAGGUAUAGAAUCCUUGACCGGUCUCUCUGUUUAUCUCAAGGUUCAUCCGACUCCUAAACCAGGCCACCUCCACUGGCUAUUUUUCAAACUCCUUCAACGCCUCUAUCCGUCCCGACACAGAGAUUUCGAUUUAUGGUGUGAAUGCUAUGAAAAUCUCCGGCAAUGGUGUAUAGAAGGUAGAAAGGGGAUGUCACUUCACCAUAAAGCCGCAAAGGAGACCCAGCAAUUGUUGGACGACCUGAAGAACCUUUGGGUUAGUGGAGUUCGCGAUGGAGAAUGGAAAGUGAGUGCUCAGAUUAUCGAGAAGCAUAAAGAAGAGAUGGACAGAUCUUUGAGGCAAUCAACUAAGGAAAUGGACACCUGGAUUCGCGAGAAACGUUACAGUCCAGCAAAUCUCAAGAUUGAACGACUCUCGGGGAAAGAGCUGUCGAUGGAUCAGUGCUACAUUAAUCUUGCUAUUGUGCAGCAACACCCUCAGGACGCGCGUUCCUCUGAAGACGGAGGUUCUGCGCAUAAGUCCUCUCCGUUUUCACUCUUCGCACGACUUCAUGUUAAGGAACGGAACGAAGGAACUGAAGUUCCAUUGUCGACAAUCUUCGACCCGCAUCAAGGACCCGACGGUCAUGAGAAACAACCCAGACGAAUCUUGAUUCGAGGACAAGCUGGGGUAGGAAAGACCACUCUGUGCAAAAAGGUUGUCUAUGACUUUACCUAUGCUGGUAUGUGGGCGGACUUGUUCAGCCGCUUACUCUGGAUACCCCUACGGAGGCUGAAAGGACGGCCUGCGGGAUACAAGGUCCAGAAUUUGUUCAAUGAUGUAUUCUUUUUUGACCACACCGAUGGGGAAUCCGCCGCACGCAAAUUGCACGAGGCAAUCGCCGACUCGAAACACGACCAAACCCUUUUUGUUCUCGAUGGCCUGGACGAAGUAUCUCAGGAUUUUCAGAAGGAUGGGGAUGUGUUCCGGUUACUUCUCUAUCUUUUAAAUCAGCCCAACGUCAUUAUCACAUCUCGACCGUACGGAGUUCUUCCGAGUCGCCUGGAUCCUCCCGACCUGGAAUUAGAGACUAUCGGAUUCUAUCCAGAACAGGUGAAGAGCUAUGUCAAAAAAACCUUUCCUGAUGAUCCGCAUAAAGCUAAGGAAAUUCAGUCAUUCCUCCAAGAUCAUUGGAUUAUCCAGGGUCUCGUUCGGAUCCCUAUUCAACUGGAUGCGGUCUGCCUUACCUGGGAUCCUGCCGGCAACUUGGGAAGAGUACCAGAAACCAUGACCGCGGUUUACCAAGUAAUUGAACAAAAGUUGUGGAAGAAAGAUCUUGAGCGGUUAGGCAAAAUUGUUGAUGGAAUUCCCUUGCAUAAUACUAUUCUCCAGGAAGCUCCACCAUCAAACAUCGAGCGCUUCGCCGAGAAAGAGAUUAUGCUGCUUGAAAUUCUUGCAUUUACUGGACUGCAUAAUGAUGUGAUCAACUUUAAUCUAGCCUUUUUGGAUACGAUAUGCAAGUACUUCGAAUUCCUGGAAUCGAUUUCCUUACCAAGCAAGAUUCUUCAAAAUGUGUCUUUUCUGCGAACGUCAGACCCUUUACCAGAGAAUCAUAACCGAUAUUAUCACUUUUUACACUUGACCUUUCAAGAAUAUUUUGCAGCACGGUAUUUCGUCCGACGUUGGAAAUCUGGACAACAACUUGAAUGUCUACGGCUCGAAGACGGAAGUCUUGAGGAAAUCUCACCGACCAGUUUUCUUCAGAAACACAAAUACCUUGCACGGUAUAAUAUCCUGUGGCGGUUUGUCACUGGGUUGCUUCAAGCUCAAGAGGCAGAGAUCGUAGAAUUUUUCAAGGCUCUUGAGGAACCACCCGACCUUCUAGGCCCUGCGCACCAGCGACUGAUCAUGCACUGCUUAAGCGAAGUGAGACGUUCGAAUAGCCAAAAACGUUUCACUUUAGUUCGGGAGAAGUUGGAAAAGACAUUAUCUGAGUGGCUGCACUUUGAAUGCAAUUUCAGAAGACGAGCAGACCUAGCAAGCGAGAUGGAAUUUCCAGCGAAUGUGCUGACCUCCGUUUUCCUGAACUGGCCUGAAGAGGAUAAGGCGAUAGUUCUGGAAUCACUAGAAAGACGUCCCAGAAUUCAGUCAAGCAUUGUUACAACGAUUGCCCCUUUGCUAGGAGAAGACCAGCCUAGACAUUUGAAAAGAGCUGUCUGCGGAAUACUGAGGCGCUGUUAUGGAUUCUUUACCGAGGACGUGUUCAGGAUGGUUGUGGCACUACUAAAGGACCGAAACUCGGCCGUCAGACAGGCAGCCAUUCAAGCACUUGAACGUCAACCCUCCUUGUCAGAUGAGAUACUCGAGAAGGUGGCGAUGCGACUAGAGGACCAAGACUGGACCGUCAGACCGGCAGCCAUUGAAGCACUUAAACGUCAAUCUUCCUUGUCAGAUAAGAUACUCGAGAAGGUGGCGAUGCGACUAGAGCACCGAGACUGGGCCAUCAGACGGGUGGCCAUUGAAGCACUUGAACGUCAUUCCUCCUUGCCAGAUGAGAUACUCGAGAAGGUGGCGGUGCGACUAGAGGACCGAGACUGGGCCAUCAGAUGGGCGGCCAUUAAAGCACUUCAACAUCAAUCCUCCUUGUCAGAUGAGAUACUCGAGAAGAUGGCGAUGCGACUAGAGGACCAAGACUGGACCGUCAGACAGGCAGCCAUUGAAGCACUUGAACGUCAAUCUUCCUUGAUGCUCGAGAAGGUGGCGAUGCGACUAGAGGACCAAGACUCGGACGUCAGACGGGCGGCCAUUGAAGCACUUGAACGUCAAUCCUCCUUGUCAGAUGAGAUACUCGAGAAGAUGGCGAUGCGACUGGAGGACCAAGACUCGGACGUCAGACAGGCAGCCAUUGAAGCACUUCAACAUCAAUCCUCCUUGCCAGAUGAGAUACUCGAGAAGGUGGCGGUGCGACUAGAGCACCGAGACUCGGACGUCAGACAGGCAGCCAUUGAAGCACUUGAACGUCAGUCCUCCUUGCCAGAUAAGAUCCUUCUCAACCGCUUAUAUAUGGGAUUACUCUACAAGAAUUGGCUACAGCGCAGUUUUGAUGUACAGGUAAAUGGGUGCCUCGUUGGUCGUACCUUCUGUCUCAGUACCCCUGAAGGCGUGAAAAAUUUUUCUUUUACAAGCGAGGAUGGGCCAGAUCGGUUUAGAGACAUAAUUAUGGAAGUGCGAAACACCUUUCCUAUUCCUAAGGAGAGAAAUAUAGAUAGUACGGCAACAUAG
This is a messenger RNA of Rhinocladiella mackenziei CBS 650.93, 4023 nucleotides long. RefSeq lists its product as uncharacterized. The transcript is spliced from 4 exons. The record is from RefSeq and is a predicted model, not a curated record. Bases 1 to 4023 code for a protein of 1340 amino acids. Lineage: Eukaryota; Fungi; Ascomycota; Eurotiomycetes; Chaetothyriales; Herpotrichiellaceae.